UAUUCUGCUGUGUGUUUGUUAUCUUGUUUAUUUUCUCCAGUCACUCUAAAGCUGGAUGCAGUGUGCAAACUUGCAGGAGCCUUUGGUUUGCCUGCAGCUGUUAAAGAAGGGGAUGUUAUUCUGGGGGGACUGUUCUCAGUUCAUGAUAUGGUGCUGGAGCCAGACCUGUCUUUCAUCUCUAAACCUGAUUCCACACGAUGUUCGGGAUUGAAUUUUCGGACCUUUAGAUGGAUGCAAACUAUGAUUUUCACAAUUGAAGAAAUAAAUAAGAAUGAGCAGCUCCUGCCAGACAUAAAACUGGGUUAUAAGAUCUAUGACUCCUGUAACACCCAUUUCCAUGCACUGAGAGCUGUGGUCACUCUGGUGAAUGGGCAGGAGGAGACAGCCACUGACUCCAGCUGUACUCCUUCUGUACCGGCUGUCAUUGGAGACGGAGGGUCUACGUUAUCUAUUGUGGUAGCCCGAUUGCUCGGGGUUUUCAAAGUGCCACAGAUCAGCUACUUUUCCAGCUGUGCAUGUCUGAGUAACAAGGAGGAAUAUCCUGCAUUUCUGAGGACGAUACCAAGUGAUUUUUUUCAAGUUAGUGCAUUAGCCCAACUUGUGAAACACUUCGGAUGGACCUGGAUUGGCACGGUCGCAGGGAGUGGUGACUAUGGACGAUUAGGAGUCCAAAUAUUGAAUGAACAAAUCAGACAGCUUGGGGCUUGCAUUGCCUUUACUGAAAGCAUUCCUAAAAAUCAUGCUCCAGGAAAGAUUUCACAAAUAGUGAAGAUCAUUAAAGCCUCCAGCGCAAAGGUGGUGGUAGUGUUUUCUGUAGAACAAGAUGCACAGGCUGUGUUUCAAGAAGUUUUGCGUCAGAACCUGACAGGGAUUCAGUGGAUAGCGAGUGAAGCCUGGGUUACUGCUGCCUUGCUUUCCUCCCCAGAAUACCUUCAAAUCCUUGGUGGGUCUGUAGGGUUUGCAAUACGCAGGGCAGAUAUACCAGGACUUAAAAAAUUUCUUCUCAAGCUGAAUCCGUCAUCUGCCAAUGAAAACCCUUUCGUCCUGGAGUUUUGGGAGAAAAACUUUGGCUGCUCUUUUCAAAAGAGAGAUAAUGACACGAAUGAGAGCAAGCCAUUGUGUACUGGACAUGAAGAUUUAGCUGCCAGAGAGAACAUAUACUCUGAUGUGACCCAGUUAAGAGUAUCAUAUAAUGUCUACAAAUCAGUAUAUGCACUUGCCCAUUCUCUCCAUAACAUGAGAGCUUGUGAAAAUGGCAAGGGUCCAUUUGCAAAUGCAACCUGCCCAAACAUUUCAAGCAUUGAACCUUGGCAGCUUCUGCACUACCUAAAGAAUGUACAGUUUACUAACGCAUUGGGAGAGGAGACCAGCUUUGAUGAGAAUGGAGAUCCAAUGCCAGUCUAUGAUCUGGUCAACUGGCAGGAAGCAAAUGACGGCUCAAUUAAGUUUGUCACAGUGGGCAAGUUUGACAGUAUUUUGAAUCAGAACCCAAAGCUGAAAAUUGAUGAAGAAACAAUCAUAUGGAAUGGCCAAAAGAGACAAGUCCCGAUGUCAGUGUGCAGUGAAAGCUGCCCCCCAGGUACCAGAAAGGGCAUCAAGCCAGGCUUCCCUAUUUGCUGCUUUGACUGUAUACUCUGUGCAGAUGGGGAGAUUAGCAAUCAGACUGAUUCGAUAACAUGCAUUAAAUGCCUGCCAGAAUUUUGGUCCAACAUAAAGAGGGAUGAAUGCAUUCCUAAGGAAGUGGAGUACCUCUCCUUUGCAGAUACCAUGGGCAUCACUUUGAUGUCAGUGUCGUUACUAGGAUCUUUCCUCACCAUUGCCAUUGCAGCAGUUUUUGCAUAUUACAGAAACACACCCAUUGUAAAGGCCAAUAACUCAGAGCUCAGCUUCCUCAUUUUAGUUUCCUUGGUGCUGUGUUUUCUCUGCUCACUUGCCUUCAUAGGACAGCCCACUACAUGGUCUUGCAUGCUGCGCCACACUGUUUUCGGUAUUGCGUUUGUUCUUUGCAUUUCAUGCCUUCUGGGGAAAACCAUAGUUGUGCUGUUUGCAUUCAAAGCCAAUCAUCCAGGCAGUAACAUGAUGAAAUGGUUUGGCCCUACCCAGCAGAGAGCAGUCAUCUUUCUAUGUACUUUAAUUCAAGUACUGAUUUGCACUGUGUGGUUAGUAAUAUCACCAUCCUCCCCAGUGAAAACCAUGAACUUUCAAAGUUCAAAGAUCAUUCUGGAAUGUGAUGUGGGAUCUGUGAUGGCCUUCUCUCUUGUUCUCGGGUAUAUAGGUUUCCUGUCUUGUUUGUGCUUUUUGCUGGCGUUCUUAGCACGGAAACUACCCGACAACUUUAAUGAAGCCAAAUUCAUCACGUUUAGCAUGCUGAUUUUCUUCGCCGUGUGGAUCACAUUCAUCCCUGCCUAUGUGAGUAGCCCUGGAAAGUAUACUGUGGCAGUUGAAAUCUUUGCCAUUUUGUCUUCCAGCUUUGGGCUUCUGGUCUGUUUAUUUUUCCCCAAAUGUUAUAUUAUUUUAAUGAAACCAGAAAAAAAUACCAAGAAGCACCUUAUGGGGAAAACAGCAUCAGAAAAGCGAAUUUAA
Molecule: messenger RNA, 2583 nt
Organism: Polyodon spathula (Mississippi paddlefish)
Lineage: Eukaryota; Metazoa; Chordata; Actinopteri; Acipenseriformes; Polyodontidae
Product: extracellular calcium-sensing receptor-like
Exons: 6
Coding region: 148-2583 (811 amino acids)
Biological process (GO): G protein-coupled receptor signaling pathway
Cellular component (GO): membrane
Molecular function (GO): G protein-coupled receptor activity
Source: RefSeq, a predicted model, not a curated record